Molecule: messenger RNA, 600 nt
Organism: Helicoverpa zea (corn earworm)
Lineage: Eukaryota; Metazoa; Arthropoda; Insecta; Lepidoptera; Noctuidae
Exons: 3
Coding region: 10-513 (167 amino acids)
Source: RefSeq, a predicted model, not a curated record
CAUACGAAAAUGUUUAUCUACAUCACAUACAAAGAUGCGCCUGAGCUAUCGUCGCUGCGGGCACGAUCCAGCGAAGCCAUGGACUCUUCAGUCGAGAAGACGUUAUUGGUGAACCCUAACUGUCCUGUCAGGAUCAUGUUGGAGUAUAUCAGGAAGAAGUGCCGUCUAGGCAAGUUCACACAGUUUGACCUAUGCGAUGAAGGUGGAGUACUGAAGGGAUUAUUCAGUCUCCAGACGUAUGCGUACGCGACGGAUCAGUUUGAGCAUAAAAGUACUUAUUAUGUCAUCGUUUUAAAGAUUGAACCAGACAGGCGUUACUCAGUGCUGCCUCAAUUGAACCACGAGAACCGUAUCUACUUCGACCUCAAAAUGAGGGUGAAGAAGUACCUGAUGACUGCCGAUUUGAGCUCUUCCUUCCUGAACAGCGCACCCAAGACUUCUACGAUAGCGACCCCUACCCUGACCAACAAGACUGCUGCCACCACGCCUGUCAAAACUGGUAGGAAGAAGUGAAGAAAUGGAGAAGAAUGGAAAAUGGUGCGAGUCUUAUGACCCUUGAAUUUUUAGUACCUACUUACUCCAUUUAUGAAAGUGGUUAGG